Molecule: messenger RNA, 974 nt
Organism: Anopheles marshallii
Lineage: Eukaryota; Metazoa; Arthropoda; Insecta; Diptera; Culicidae
Gene: eIF3j
Product: eukaryotic translation initiation factor 3 subunit J
Exons: 5
Cellular component (GO): eukaryotic translation initiation factor 3 complex; cytoplasm
Molecular function (GO): translation initiation factor activity
Source: RefSeq, a predicted model, not a curated record
AAUUAUCCACGACAUUUGUUCUGCUUGGAGGAGGGUUUUCUCGAAGGAAAAGAUACAACAAUCUACUUGUGAAUAGUGAAACGCUGCCAACUAUCGUGUUUCGAACCCCUUUUUGCACGAUGGAGGAAGAUUGGGAAGCAUUGGCGGAACAAAAGUCCGAGCAGCUGUUUGCCAAGCCAGACGUGAACAAGUGGGCUGGCGAGGACGAGGAUGAUGUAAAGGACAAUUGGGAGGAUGAUGAUGAGGAGGAAGAAAAGAUGGAUGCACCCAAGGAAGAUACACCUACUAAAAAUGCCAAACCCAAGAAAACAGCCCAGCAAAAGGUUCAAGAGAAAGAAAUAACAUACCGUGCAUUAUGGCCUUACCGUGUUUUGUUUGGUUUGUAGAAACAAGAGGAAUUGGAACGACUUCAACGAGAAGAGGAGGAAGAAGCUAAUCUAACACCUGAACAGAGGUUGGCCGAAAAGCGAAGAUUGCAGAAGCUGCAGGAAGAGAAUGACCUUAAAACGGCCAUGGAAACGCUAGGCAUCAGUUCCAUGUCAUCUGGAAACGGUAUCGAUGGAAUGCAUCCGACCACCAAGGAGGAAUUUGGCGAACUAGCAGAAGCGAUAAGCAAAAAGCUCUCAAACUACCGUGCUCAUACAGAAUAUCAAGGAUUUUUAGAAGAGCUGUUACUAAAGCUAUUUGCCAGCUUAUCAUCAAAUAAUAUCAGGAAAGCUAAAACUACCCUAGACAACUUGUACUUGGAAAAGCAGAAGGUCGAGAAAGGUGACAAACCAAAGAAGACCAAGGGAAUUAAAGUGAAAGCAAAGCUGCGCGUCGAAGGAGAGAAUUCUACUUUGAACGAAUAUACCACCAAGUAUGAUGAUUACGAUGAUUACGACGAUUUCAUGUAACGGUGCAUGUUGGUGCACCUGUCGGUUGGAACCUGCAGCAUCAAUGCCCAUGUCGUCAUCAGAAGCACACCAUCGCCA